CAAAGCCGCCACGAUGUUGUGAAUGAGGGGAUGGAGUGACGUCACCGGCCGAAUGUCAACAAUGUAGCGGCAGAGAGUAGGCGUUCCAGUCGAGUGUAACAAACAGCGGAGACGGAGCGGCACGCCGCGCUGCCUCACCACGCACGCUUCACACACACGCACGCACAGACACACGCGAACGUGCACGCGCGGGCCGUCGUACACGCAGAGGCAACAACAGAUCGUGGAGUCACACAGACGUUGUUUUUUCAUAGAAGAAAUCACCUAAAUCUGCUUCCCGGGAGGCUUUGAGGAAGCAACAAAGCGGGUCAUCAUGUGAAAGAACUUGUGUGGGAAAGGGACAAAAGCGCUGGGAUACGAGCAGAAUAGGAAGUAAAAAAGGACUGCCCCCACCCCUCCUCACCGCCCCCGUGGACCAGUCAUGUACCUGCGUCUUACUGACUGACAGUGAUGUCAAUGUGUCAGUGUACCCAGGAUAAAUGAUCACUAAUCGCCAUCCGAGGAUGAAGGACAAGUCUGGCGUGAGCGGAAUGUCCGUGGAUGAGAAGCCUGAAGCCCCCAUGUAUGUGUAUGAGUCGACAGUUCAUUGUGCCAAUAUCCUCCUCUGCCUCAACGACCAGCGGAAGCAGGACAUCCUGUGCGAUGUGACCGUCCUGGUGGAGGGCAAGGAGUUCCGCGGGCACCGGUCCGUGCUGGCCGCCUGCAGCGAGUACUUCCUCCAGGCGCUGGUGGGCCAGGCGGAGAAUGGGCUGGCCGUCAGCCUUCCGGAAGAGGUCACUGCCAGGGGAUUCGCUCCAUUGUUGCAGUUUGCCUACACCGCUAAGCUGUUACUCAGCAGAGAAAACAUCCAGGAGGUCAUCCGCUGUGCCGAAUUCCUGCGCAUGCACAACCUGGAGGACUCCUGCUUUCGCUUCCUGGAAGCUCAGCUGCGCAGCGAGGAGGACAGCGUGCUGCUCUGCCACAAGGUGGCGACGGAGGCGAACAACUCUGAGGACGAGAGCAUGCAGUCGGAGGCGGAGAGGCCCGCCUCCCCGAAGGCGAGGCGCUGUGCCGACGCCAUCACCUCCUUUGGGCACCCCGACGACGAGCGGCUAGCCAUCGCCAUUCCCAGCAGCUUCACGGACGGCCGGCUGGACUUUGAUCGACACGGAGCGUCAGACCUGCCCCGAUGCCCCAAGUACAGGAAAUACCAGUGGGCCUGCAACAAGCACAAUAAUGACAACUCCUCACACACCAGUACCUCAGGUUUUCCAAGCACAUUAAAGGAGAGCAGUGUUAGCUCUGGGUCAGCUCCGGGUCAGGGUAGGCUGCCUUUGGCACAGAUCAAAGUGGAAUCGCAGGCGGAGGGAGAGGCCGUCUCAUUGUGCCUGUCAGGGGAUGGGCAGGAAGUCAGGGAUAAAGACGGCGAGACGGCCAUGGAGAUGGACAGCCCCGUAUCUGUGGAAAAAAACAAGAGAACCAAGUCCCCUUCCUGCCUCCGAGCCUUCUUCAAGAAAGGGGCGGACCUGCCCAGUCUGCCCGACGCAUCACAGCAGCUAUUCGCCAACAGACUUGCCUGCCCCCAGGACAAUGGAAACUCUCAGGAAGAUCACAAAAAAGACUUCAUGCCUUUCACUGGGGAGCUGUGUCUGUCCGUGACAUCCCCAAAGGACAUGAACGAUUUCCCUGCAGGGUUGUCCCUCAAGUCCGCCUCCUGCGACGGGGUGUGCAAACAGGAAGCUGAGCUUGAUCGCCGUAGUGUCAUAUUUUCCUCAGGGGCCUGCGACCGACUGGGAACCCCAGCACAUUCCUACCCCGGUGGGAACACUUUGGAGAUGGAGCUCUCUGAGCACAUGGCAAAGGGCCUGUGGGCGGGGGCCAGCCAGUCCCUCCCCACCUCCCAGACCUAUCCUCCCACCACCGCCUCCACCGAGCCCCCGCUCUUGUGCCGUCCACGACCCAACACCAGCUGCCCAGUGCCAAUCAAAGUGUGCCCGCGCUCGCCGCCCUGUGAGACGCGCACCAGGACUUCCAGCUCCUGCUCUUCGUACUCCUACGCGGAGGACGGCAGCGGGGGAUCCCCCUGCAGCCUGCCCCAGUUCGAGUUCUCCUCCUCGCCGUGCUCCAACGUGGCGCGCUGCCUCAACGUGGACCAGCAGGAGCAGAGCGUGGCCGGGGACGGCCUUUACAACCAGGUGCGGCCCAAGAUCAAAUGUGAGCAGUCCUACGGCACCAACUCCAGCGACGAGUCGGGCUCCUUCUCAGAGGGGGACAGCGAGUCCUGCAACGUGCAAGACCGGGGACCAGAGGUGAAGCUCCCUUUUCCCGUCGAUCAAAUCACGAAUCUUCCACGGAACGACUUCCAGAUGUUGGUAAAAAUGCACAAACUGACCUCGGAGCAGCUGGAGUUCAUCCACGACGUGCGCCGACGGAGCAAGAACCGCAUCGCGGCGCAGCGCUGCCGCAAGAGGAAGCUCGACUGCAUCAUGAACCUGGAGUGCGAGAUCAGGAAACUGGUGUGCGAGAAGGAGAAGCUGCUGACCGAGAGGAACCAGCUGAAGGCGUGCAUGGGUGAGCUGUGGGAGAACUUCUCCUGCCUGUCGCAGGAGGUGUGCCGGGACGUCCAGCUGAGCCCCGAGCAGGUCCAGUCCCUGCACCACUACUGCCCCGUGCUGCGGCCCGGCCACGAGGCCAAGCCCGCCAACGCCGCCACCAACAACUCCCCCGCCGCCGCCGCCAACAACAACGCCGCGAGCAUCGACCUCACCGGCCGCUCGGCCUCGGCCACGCCGGAGCCCGGCCUGCACGGGUCGCCCGGCGGCCCCCCGGAGGGCGAGCCCGACCCGAGCGCCAGGAACGGGGCGGUCGACGGGGACGACGCCGGCCUGUUCACAAAGUCGGGGCUGUCCGUGGGAAAAUCCAACCAGGCGGUGACGGUGGAUUUUUGCCAGGAAAUGACUGACAAAUGCACAACUGACGAGCAGCCAAGGACGGACUAAGUAGCGGCGGUUCUCCGUGUCGUUGUACGUCUAUAUAUAUAUAUAUAUUUUAUAUUAUUAUUUAAGUUUACUCUGACAAACCCCCCCCCUCUCUCUUUCUCGGGGGUUGCUGAAACAGCCUCUGCCAGUGUUCACUGAAAAAAAAAAAACAAGCUUUGUUUUUUAUUUAUGUCUUUUUGUGCUGUCUUUUUUUUUUUUUUUUUCUUUUUUUUCACACAACGGUCGACACUAAAGUUGUCUUAACAGCAGCAAUACUGUUCUCCAGGUAUUCUCCUCUUACCAUGACGGAGUGGGAACUUCUCACCAAAACACGUACAAUGGUGCUAUUCUCGCCCCCUGCGCAGCGGGGGGACCUCGCUCUGCGCGAGUCACAACUCAAAGUCAAACCUCAUCGGACCUAAACAGCAGCUCUCUUUGUGUUUCUAUUGUGUACCGACAGUAUCUCUGCUCCUGCCUUCUCUCUUUCACCUCUAACAUCCCCCCCCCUGUCCUCCCCCUCCCCUCCCCUCUCCCUCCCACUCGAUCUUCUCUACCUCUCCCUGUCUCGAUUCUAUCUCUCUCUCUCUCUCUUGGUUUCUACUUUCGCUAUAUCUCAGUGGCCCUUUUCGUCACAGCAAUUCAAACUCAGGAAAAAGCAGCAACAACAACAACGACGACGAAAAAACAAAAAUGAAUGGAAUCCUUUGAAUGUUCAACCUAAUUCAUGUAACAUGAGAACUCAGCUUCUGCACACACACACACACACACACACACACAGAUCCAGAUGCAGCCAGACGGUAUAAUAUUCAUAUGCAAAAAACAAAACAGAAAACAAAUACACAAAAAGCUCUCCACGUGUCUGGCAUUUGUAUUUUGGCGCGGGGAGAACUUUGUACAGGCUGAAACCGAAAACAUUCCUCCUUUGCCUUCCUCAGCACUGAAUUGAAAGGAAAAAGGCUUUCUUUUUGUUUGUUUUUUUUGCAGACGGUUUAAUGGCAAUUUUUUUACUAGCCACUCAUCAGCAAUACCAUUGUAUUUGGAUGUUGUACCGGUGACUUUCAAGUGCUUAAUGGGCAGAAAUGUACAUAGUAUGGAGCAUGAUGACUGUAACAGUGGUUUUGUACAGAUAGAAGCUCAGAUGUUUCUUUGAUUUUUUUUUGUUUUUGUUCCACGGGGUUUUAUCGAGCACCUUUUUCUUUUUUUUGGGGGGGGGGGGGGGGGGGGCGAGAAUUGUUGCUUCUUUGCUGUUUCCUGUCCUGCCUAACGAACGGCCCCACCCAUCAAGGCGGGCGUUCUAAUACUCAGGAAACCGACCACACACUCAUACAAAACACACACGUGCAGCACACACAGACACACCCGUCAACACGUGUACAUUCUGGAGCCCCCUGCAUGUUUAAGAGUGUGACAUUCAAGACUCUUCUUUAAAUGUGAAAAAAAACAGAGUUCUGCCUUGUGUUGUUUGGACAAAAUUGUCAUUUUGUCAGUAUUUCAAUACGCUAUUUGUGUUUACACUCUUGGAAGAAAAGCGCAGCCAACCUAUAAGUGAGGGGUGCUUUCACAAUUACGUCCCGAAAAAAAAAAUGAGCAUAAAAUAUUGAUUUAUUAAAUGAGGCACUUUGUUUUUCCGGGGGCCCCCCGAGCGCUCAGAGCCAUUUAGCACUUCAACAGGGCGUCUUCGUCCUUGUGUCGGACCCCUUAAAAAGUCUCAGACUGGAGCACUUACAUUGGCAAUUCGAGGAAGAAACGUCUCGUGGAUAUUACAUAAAAAUGUCUCUUAUGUAGUGACCGUGUUCUGAAACCCUAAACGUCAAAAGAAGCUAAUGUUUCAGUGUAAGAGUGUUCACAUCUUAUACUUGUCUUUCUUUAGGAAUUGAAUAAGCUAACUCGGAUGUAAUUUGACGUGGAAGCAGUGUAUGUGUUGUCCGAAUGAUUGAGUAACAAUCAUAUUACGAUUUUUUUUUUUGCCCUAACUGUGCAUUUGUUUGAGCAUCGGCCAGUGUGACGUGCAUGCAUGAUGCCUGUAGCCGUAGGCCUAGUUAGUUGCUCUGGUUCAUGCCACGUAAGCUCCUUCCGGACUUUUCUUUUCUUCUUUUGAUGAAUUUCUAUGUAUAAACAGGCAAGACAAGCGGAAUCAAUUAAGCCUUGCGGGCUUCCGUUUGAGAACAGAAGCUAAUAUGGCUGCUUUGCUAGCAUCUGUACAUCUGGGUCAUCUCAUUGUCAUGUUUUCUUUACUCUCUUUCUGAAAAAAUAGAGAGAUGUGAUUUUGAAGUUUACUUUACUGUACACGGGGGCAUGACGAAUACAUGGCACAAAAGAUACCAGCCAAAUUGUCGGCCAAAUAAUUCAGGAAUUGGGGCUAUAUAUAGUCUGAAUGAAAGGUUUGGAAUUGUUUUCCCCUUGACUUUAAUUAAUGUUUAACUUUAAAGAUGUGGUUUCAAUUUUGACGUCUCGUGUGAGACUGAUUCUGUUAUGCAGCCGAAAGGACUAAGUAUAUUUUUAAAUUCUUAAACGACAGGUAAAAAGACCCAUACAGCACACACACACACACACAGAGGUAUUCAUACAACCCACUCACACACAGUACACAGCGCAGAGCAGUAGCUGUUCUACAUUGACCGGUGGGGUUUUUUCUGUGUGAAGAUCCAAGUUCUUGCCAAAAAACUAAAGUGGAUCGAUCUACACCACGGAAGCGUUUUUUCUGCACACGUUAUGCAACUAUUUUUUCUAUUUGCGUACAUUUUCAUACUCUUGAUGGUGAAUCGAGGAAGACGAAUGUGUGUUGUAGCAAAGCUCUUGCCCCUGGGUGUCUCCCAAGAUUUCCUGACAAUACCACGACGACCAUGUUCUUAUUGUUGCAUAUAUCAUCAUUUCUCCUAAAGCUAUGGAAUGUUGUUAAUUUACCAUAACAAACCCUUUGCAUACCUGCAGAGCAAUGAAGGUGGGAUACUCGGGAGGGCUCUUUAAUCGCUCUGUGCACUCAGAAGAGCUUUUCGUCUAGAGCUCUAAGCUCUCCGAGUCCUGCGUUGCAUGCUUCAACACCGACUAGGUCAGAGUGCCCUGAAGAGGCCUCCCUUUACGACAUGUUGUUAAAAAAGGGUCAGUUCAGGGUGAAGAAAUAAAAGCUCUCACCUACGUCUUGUGCCGUCUAGUCAUGCGGGGAGUUUGGCUUUUAUUUGGUACAGGUGUAUUGCCCAUAACAGAGCGAAGGGAUUUCCUUUGAAAAGCUCACAUCUCAGAAGAAGAAAUUCUCUAUUUUUUACAAAAUAUACAAAAGUGGAGUCCUGAUACUUUGGAUCACAUUGCUGUGAACGGACUAUUUUUUUUGUCAGGCAAUUUGAAAACUUUCGUUAAUAGAACCAACCCCAUAUGCAUGGCUAGAUAGCAAUAAAAGUUGAGAUGAUAUGGUGUUUUUUCAUUAUCAUUUAGGGUGAACCGAUCCUUCGGAGACUUUUGGGACUGUUUAAGUUGAGCAAAACUGCCCUUAAAAAAUAACUUGUUAGCAUUACUUAAAGCUGCAUUAAUUGAUUUUUUCGAGGGGACGGAGAGGAGCACUUUGAACAAGAUCUGCUCUUCCUUUAGCUUUGUUUUGGUCUCCACCAACUCCUGAGAAAAAUAUUGAUGCCGGUAGAAAACAACGGAAGAGGCCGAACAGCUCUGCAGAAAUGAGCAGUUGGUUGCUGUGGGCAACCUGUUUCUUUCAAUACAAAUAUUGAUUAGUGCAGCUUUGAAAUGAUGCAACAGUACUAACACCUGAAAUGUCGUCCUCCAGGUUCCUUUUUUGGUUAUAGCCAUUACAGCAGAUUGCAGUUGCUGUAAUAGAAUGCACGUACCUUUUUGCAGUGUAUUUGUCUGUUAAACUUUUGUUGCUGCUGCUUCUCUGAAACAAAAACACUGGCUUUUCAACUCCAAAGGUUGUUCUAUUAUAUAAUAUGAACAAAAACAUGCCUUCUUUCACAGAUUGCUCAACUGUAUCAAAAAGAAGAAGAUCCGCCAUCUUGGUUAAAUGCGGAGCCUGAGAUCAUCGAGUAAACUUUAAAAAAAACAGGAAAAUGUUUACAAAUAGGUGUCAUUUCAUGUUAAAUACAUUUUUGUUCCAUUUAAAAAUUGCUCGGUUAAAUUGAACUGGUUCUUGGUUGUUGUGUUUAGAGACAGACAAGCUCUCGGGAUUGGGCCAGCAUUAUUUGGAUACAAGUGCACCUCCGAUAUUUGCCUUAGAACUUGCAGAGGCCAUAGUUCACAUUCAAGUGAAGUGAGUGUAUGCAGGGGCCUGGGCCCCCAUCCCCAAGUCACCAGUGCGGACUUUCUCACACUUAUCUACCUGUGAAAUCCUUCAUACCUCUCAUAACUGGUCAAUGACUGUAUCAGCAAACUGCAUCAGGUGUUUUUUCUACAUGCUUUUUACACAGAUUAUAUGGAUUAUUGUAUUAGUAGUUUUUGGUGCUUCUUUUUUUAAUGUAAUAGCUCUUAAAAGCUCGUAGUUCAAGUGGUUGUUUUUUUUUUCUUUCAUUUUUCUAGCUGACUGUUUUGUGUUAAUAUUGUCAAUUUGAAAUAGCUGUUAUUUGCUUAUUCUCUACUAAGAGUUCUUACCUUUAUCAUUUUAAAUGCUACAUGACCCUAAUUAAUUAAAUGACUUAACAACCAUUGUAAAUACGGUAUUGUGCAAACCCCAUUUUCAUGAAUUUCAAUUGCUAGUGUUAUAUAAAUGACUUUUUUGUCUAGACACCAUUUCUCUUUAUGAAAUAAAGAAACAAUGCAUAUCA
Molecule: messenger RNA, 7720 nt
Organism: Pungitius pungitius (ninespine stickleback)
Lineage: Eukaryota; Metazoa; Chordata; Actinopteri; Perciformes; Gasterosteidae
Gene: bach2b
Product: BTB and CNC homology 1, basic leucine zipper transcription factor 2b
Exons: 6
Coding region: 480-2978 (832 amino acids)
Biological process (GO): regulation of transcription by RNA polymerase II
Molecular function (GO): protein binding; RNA polymerase II cis-regulatory region sequence-specific DNA binding; DNA-binding transcription factor activity, RNA polymerase II-specific
Source: RefSeq, a predicted model, not a curated record